GGAGCCAGCGGCGGUAAGCUCGGCCCUAGCGGCCCGCGCGAGGGUUGGGUCUCGGCGGCCUUCUCCCGCCCGCGCGGCGCGUGGUGUACGCGGCGGUUGCUGGGCGCCAGGGCUGCUCCCGGGGUAGCGAGGGAUGCUGAAGGAAUUGUAGGUAAUUCGCAAGUAAGAAAAAAGAGGUCUGUCAGUCAAGAUUGACUGCAAAAGUAAUUUUAUUAAGGGCAGACUGUUGUACAAACGGUGACUAUCUGCAGAUGAACCUUAACAUGCUCUUGUGACUGGAGAUGGAGUUGGCUCACAAAAUUCCAGUUUACUGAAGAGGGAACUAAACACAGAUUAAACAGUACCUGAACUUAGUAUAAUAUACAUUCAGUAAAUAUUGAAGGAAUAAAUGGAUGAGAUCCUCAAGGAGUCAUGCCUUAUACACCUUUGUAGUCCCUGGACGCAGAGCCAAGUCUAGCUCCAGGAAGUUCGCAAAUGUGAGAGAGGUUGAGUGACUCACUCAGGAACGGGAGUUCACAUGUACACCACAGAAUCACAAAAUGAACAUCUGGAGGAUAAACACACCCCAUCAUCUACAACUUCUCAGAUCCUCAAAGAUAGUAAUAUUAGUGAACAUGAAGAAACUAAGGAAACAGUCUUGUCACAAACAGAGGAAACAAAACCACAGAUGGAAAAGACUUGUUCUUGUCCUCCACAAGGAAAACUGAAUAAAUUUAUUACAAAUGGAGUUACAAUUUUUAUGGUAUGGUGUGUAGCCUGGUCAUUCUUUGGCACUGAAGUUCUCCCUGGUGGAAAUUUAUUUGGACUAUUAAUGAUCUUUUAUAGUGCUAUUAUUGGGGGGAAGCUUUUGGAACACAUUAGAAUACCUUCAGUACCUCAACUUCCACCUCUUAUUGGGAUGUUAUUGGCUGGUUUUACUGUCAGAAAUAUUCCAUUCCUCAGUAAUUACAUCCGUAUUAAUAACAAGUGGUCUUCAGCUUUAAGAAACUGUGCCCUUACCAUUAUCCUAAUACAAGCUGGACUUGGACUCGAUCCACAGGCUUUGAAGCAUUUGAAGAGAGUUUGUUUAAGGUUGGCUAUUGGUCCUUGCCUCAUGGAGGCAUGUUCGACUGCUGUUAUUUCCCACUUCAUUAUGAAAUUUCCCUGGGAAUGGGGAUUUCUGUUGGGUUUUGUAGUAGGUGCUGUCUCUCCUGCUGUGGUUGUCCCUUCCAUGCUCCUUUUGCAAGAAAAUGGAUAUGGCAUUAAGAAAGGCAUCCCAACAUUACUAAUGGCUGCUAGCAGUUUAGAUGACAUCAUAGCAAUCACUGGAUUCAAUACAUGCUUGAGCAUCGUCUUCUCCUCAGAUACUAUACUUAAUAAUGUCCUUGCCUCUUUUCGGGACGUACUUAUUGGCAUGCUGGCAGGAGCUGUUCUGGGAAUGUUUGUUCAGUAUUUUCCCAGUGGAGAUCAGACAAGACGUCCAGUGAAGAGAGCUUUCUUUAUUUUGAGUAUGUCUCUUACUGCUGUCUUGGGCAGCCAGCGUAUUGGUUUACAUGCAGCUGGAGGACUAUGCACACUAGCAUUAACUUUUGUUGCAGGGAUGAACUGGUCCACAGAAAAGAUUAGAGUCCAAAGAAUUAUUAAAACUACAUGGCAUAUUUUUCAACCCCUUCUUUUUGGUUUGGUUGGAUCAGAAGUAUCUGUUGCAUCUCUUAAAUCAAAUGCUAUUGGCAUUUGUGUUGCUACCGUGAGUUUGGCAUUAUUGAUUCGAAUUUCUUUUACAUUUGUAUUGAUGUGUUUUGCUGGCUUCAAUUUUAAGGAGAAAAUAUUUAUCGCUUUAUCGUGGAUGCCCAAAGCUACGGUCCAGGCUGUAUUAGGUCCUCUGGCUCUAGAAACAGCAAGAAUCAGCGCACCCCACUUGGAACCAUAUUCGAAGGAUGUGAUGACAGUGGCAUUUUUAGCCAUCUUGAUCACAGCUCCAAAUGGAGCUCUAAUUAUUGGCAUACUGGGACCCAAAGUACUUACACGCCAUGAUCCAAACAGCAUCAGUAUGGAACUGACAGAGAUGGAACUUCAUUAAAAAGUUUAUGUGCCUUCUUCUUUUAAUAUAUUAUCUUACAUGAGAGAAAAAUUAAAACAUACAAAUAUGUGGAGAUUGUACAUAGUACCAAGGAUUUAAUAAAUAUGUGGUUUCAUUACA
Mustela lutreola (European mink) is the source of this 2179-nucleotide messenger RNA. It is a transcript of the gene SLC9B1, whose product is annotated as solute carrier family 9 member B1. Gene Ontology annotation, biological process: proton transmembrane transport. NCBI's taxonomy places the organism in Eukaryota, Metazoa, Chordata, Mammalia, Carnivora, Mustelidae. The coding region runs from base 518 to 2059 and encodes 513 amino acids. The record is from RefSeq and is a predicted model, not a curated record. Gene Ontology annotation, molecular function: antiporter activity. The transcript has 14 exons. Gene Ontology annotation, cellular component: membrane.